Messenger RNA from Panthera uncia (snow leopard), 2038 nucleotides. It is a transcript of the gene CACNG6, whose product is annotated as calcium voltage-gated channel auxiliary subunit gamma 6. NCBI's taxonomy places the organism in Eukaryota, Metazoa, Chordata, Mammalia, Carnivora, Felidae. Gene Ontology annotation, biological process: calcium ion transport; regulation of calcium ion transmembrane transport via high voltage-gated calcium channel. Gene Ontology annotation, molecular function: calcium channel regulator activity. The transcript is spliced from 4 exons. Bases 549 to 1337 code for a protein of 262 amino acids. Gene Ontology annotation, cellular component: L-type voltage-gated calcium channel complex; membrane. The record is from RefSeq and is a predicted model, not a curated record.
UCCUCUCCAAUACAUAGAGGGCCUCGGCAACCCUCCCUGGGUACCCCAAUCUCUGAGCCUUAGUGGGGUGCUCAGAGCCCGUCCCCCAGGACACCCGGUUUCCUGGAGAUUCCUCCCAGUGGGGACCCAGAGCAGCCCCUCAAAGGCUCAGCUAGUACUCAGUUCUCCUUUCUCCCGGGCCCUCAGGUGCCCCUCCUGGAUACCCAGCUUCUAGCUCUGGGCCUUGGGGGUACCUUGCUUUUCUCUUCUUGGUCCCACGCUCCUCCCCGAGUUUCUGUGGGCUCCCUGGGGCCUCCCCUGAACUUAGAGGGUUCCUGGGCCAGAAGAUCUAUUUUCUCUUCCAAGCUCCAGAGGCGACCUCCACUGCCCCACUGGAGAUUCCAGGGGAAGAUCCCGAUCUUCCUUUCUCAGAAUCCAGUGGAAAGUGAGCCCCUCACUUCCUUCAGCACCCCACUUGUUCCAACCGCCCCCCCCCUCCCCCGCCCCGGGCCACCGGGCCACCCUCAGGACUCUGCCUCCUUUGCACCUGCUCGGCUACGGCCCCGAGGAUGAUGAUGUGGUCCAACUUUUUCAUGCAAGAGGAGGACCGGCGGCGGCGGGAGGCGGCAGGCCGGCGGCGGGCUCUCGGGCAGCACCAGUCCCGGCUGACGCCGGAGCGGGAGGGAAAGAUCAAGCUGGGACUCCUGCUGAGCGCGGUGGGCGCCACGCUGGCCGUGCUGGCCGUGGGCACCGAGUUCUGGGUGGAGCUCAACACCUACAAGGCCAAUGGCAGCGCGGUGUGCGACGCUGUCCACCUGGGGCUCUGGAAGAUGUGCACCAAGCGACUGUGGCAGGCGGACGUGCCCGCGGGCAGAGACACCUGUGGCCCCGCGGAGCUGCCCGGAGAAGCAAACUGCACCUAUUUUAAAUUCUUUACCACGGGGGAAAAUGCACACAUCUUCCAGAGAACUACAAAGAAAGAGGUGAAUCUGGCAGCUGCCGUGAUAGCAGUGGUAGGCUUGGCACUCAUGGCCCUGGGGUGCCUCUGUAUCAUCAUGGUGCUCAGCAAAGGUGCAGAGUUCCUACUCCGAGUUGGAGCCAUCUGCUUUGGCCUCUCAGGCCUGCUGCUCCUGGUCAGCCUGGAGGUGUUCCGGCAUUCUGUCCAAGCCCUGCUGCAAAGAGUCAGCCCUGAGCCUCCCCCAGCCCCAGCCCUGGCCUACGAAUACUCCUGGUCCCUGGGCUGUGGGAUGGGGGCCAGCCUGGUCCUCCUGCUGGCCAGUGGCUGCUUCCUCCUGCUCACCUUGCCUCCGGGGCCCUGGGGCUCACUCUGCCCCAAGCUGGGGCACAGGGCCACCUAGAGCCAGCACUGUGCCUUCUCUAACUCCUUCCUUUUCUUCUUCUUAUCCCUCAAAGUCUCUCCCCUUGUCCUGGAGAAACUGUGUUCUGCCUGCUGUGGGGCACACGUUGUUUGCACAAACCUCCCUCUCCUGCCUCAUGUUUUCCCUCUGUGAAUAUGUUCUUCUCGGUGGCCGAAUUGGGAUGCAUGGGGUACGAUGGAGAGAGGGCUUUUACAAACGAGGGUCCCCAGGGAAGGCUUGCAGGGGGACCUGAUGGGGUAACGGGGGAGUAGGGUGGGAGGGAUGAGGUCAGGGGGUCUUAGGACGGACUUGGACCGAUUCAUUUCCCAGAUCUGGAUGUAUUCACUUGUGGGAGAGGCAUCUUCCAACUAAUUUGAACCUUGGGGAAACAGGGGAGGGGGAGGGGAAAUCGCUGGGUCUGGCCUCGCUGUGGUCUGGUUUGGGAUUAAAGGUUUGGAAAUUUAAGAGCUUUGAUUUGGAGUCUGUUUGGAUAUGGUUGUGUGUUCCGGGGUGGCGAAGAGUGACCCCUUGUGCUCUCCAGAAACCUACUUAGCAGCCCCGAAGUCAUAUGUCAACAAACCCACAGAGUGACCAGAAAACUCAGCAGCUUAGAGCACACACAUCGUGGGUUGAACUGCAUCCCACCCAGACGCCUCUGCUGGGAUCCCGACCCCCAGGAUCUCAGGGUCUGUACAGAGGUA